Diversispora eburnea is the source of this 834-nucleotide messenger RNA. NCBI's taxonomy places the organism in Eukaryota, Fungi, Glomeromycota, Glomeromycetes, Diversisporales, Diversisporaceae. The record is from the annotation of a GenBank genome assembly.
AUGUCAAUUGGAAAUAUUGGAAAUAGCGUGAUUGAUGUCCAUGCUCAUUUGUAUCCUUCUUCGUUCCCAAAUAAACAAAUUGAUCAAAUUCUCAUUCGUGCUCAAAAUGUCAAUGUUACUUCGGUAGUUGCGGUUUCUGAAACAUUAGAAGAUGCUAAGAGUAUUUUUGCUUUAAAGAAUGAUUUAUCAAUCCCUUUUGAACUAAGAGAGAUGAUUGAACCAUGUGCAGGUUUACAUCCUGUCACUCCUCAAGGAGCAAAGAGUGUAGUAAAAUUAGAUCAAGUAAAUGGUAUUCUUGAAUUUAUUAAAGAGAAGUCAUCAGAAUUGGUUGGAAUUGGAGAAGUUGGAAUGGAUUUUACUCCUCACGUAUUAAAUAAUGCUAUAGAUGCUCAUCCAGAGUUAAAAUUAACGAAAGAAGAUCUCAAGAGUAUUCAACGUGAUAUCUUUAUACGUCAAAUUGCUUUAUCUCUUCAAUUAGAUCUUCCGCUUAAUGUUCACUCUCGUUCAGCUGGUCAUUACGUUUUAGAUUGUUUGCGUGAUUAUGGUGCAAGAAAAGUUGUAAUGCAUGCUUUUAAUGGUCAAAUAAAAUAUGCUAAAAGAGGUGUUGAAAUGGGAUUUUAUUUCUCGAUACCACCUGAGGUCAUUUAUUUACCACAAAAACAAAAAUUAGUAGAGGCAAUACCUUUAUCAAACAUAUUGCUUGAAACAGAUGCACCUGCUUUAGGUCCCGAAAAUGGUGUUGAUAAUGAACCAGAUAGUAUCAUUUUUAGUAUUAAGGAAAUUGCUAGAAUUAAACAAAUUCAGAUUGAAGAAGUGAAUUUUCCUUCUUCAUGA